AUGUGUGUCCCCUGCAGGUCCCAUCUGUGCAUCUGGUGCCCGGGACAGCAACAGCACCGAUCCUGCCGCUCUCCGCCAGACCAGACCGAAGCAAGCAUGGGAAUUGCCCUUUUCUUCCUAGGCCAGGUCUUACUUUGGGGGGUGCCCUCCUGGGCGAGUGAGGAGGCAGAGGCCCUGUGCGCCCGGACUGCCUGCUACACCAUCCACUGGGGCGUGCACAACUGGGCGGAUGCCCAGGAGAAGUGCAAGAGCAAUGGAGGCAACCUGGUGACCAUGAAGAGCCAGGAAGAGGCCUUGCACGUCCAGGAUCUGCUAGCCAAGCUGCCCAGGAGGGAGGCCGGGCCAGAGGGGCAGGCGAGGCUUUGGAUCGGGCUCCAUCGGGAGAAGGGCAAGUGUUACCAGCGGCACCAGCUCCUCAAGGGCUUCAGCUGGGCCUCGGGAGGGGAAGAGACCGACUACACCGGCUGGCUCCGGGAGCCCCGAGAGACUUGCACCGGCCGGCGCUGCGUGAGCCUGCACUGGAACAGCACCGCCCCCGGCUCCUCGGCGCUGGGCUGGGCCGACGGGCCCUGCAGCGGCUCCUCCGCCAGGGCCCAGGGCUACCUCUGCAAGUUCAGCUUCCAGGGCAUGUGCCGCCAGCUGGCGCUGGCCGGGCCCGGCAGCGUCACCUACACCACCCCCUUCGGCCUGGACAGCGCCGCCCUGGCGGCCGUGCCCUUCGGCUCCCAGGCCGCCGUGCGGUGCCAGGGCCAGGCGCCGGGGCCCUUCCCGGUGUGCAAGGCGCAGGCGGGCGGCGGGUUCGAGUGGAGCAGCCCGGGCCCCCUGUGCGCCUCGCCCCGCCACGGCUGCGGCUACAGCAACGGGGGCUGCCAGCACCAGUGCCUGGAGCUGGCGGGCGGCUCGUUCCGCUGCGCCUGCCGGCCGGGCUACCAGCUGGGCGGCGACCUGCUCUCCUGCUCGCCCGUGGACCACUGCGGCUCCCAGCCCUGCCAGGGCGAGUGCCUGGGCCGCCCGGGGGGCUUCGAGUGCCGCUGCCCCGCGGGCUACGCGCUGGCCGGGGACGGCGUGAGCUGCGCGGACGUGGACGAGUGCCGGGGGGAGCCCUGCCAGGGGCGCUGCGUCAACACGCCGGGGGGCUUCGCCUGCACCUGCCCGCCGGGCUACGAGCCCGCGGGGCCCGGCGGCCGCCGGUGCCGGGACGUGGACGAGUGCGCCCGGGGCGCGCCCUGCGCCCAGCUCUGCGCCAACACGCCGGGCUCCUUCCUCUGCGCCUGCCGGCCGGGCUACCAGCGGGGCCGCGACGGGGCCUCCUGCCGGGACGUGGACGAGUGCCGGGGGGAGCCCUGCCAGGGGCGCUGCGUCAACCAGCCCGGCAGCUACCAGUGCCUCUGCCCGCCGGGCUGGGCGCUGGCCCCCAGCGGCGUCUCCUGCCUCUCGGGCUCCAGCCCCGCCAGCCCCGGCAGCGCGGCCCCGUCCCCGCGCCCCCCAGGAGAAGAGGAGCCGGCGGCGGGGGGUGGGCACCCGCCGGGCACCCAGCCCGCUACCGAGAGCCCAGCCCCGCGCUCUGAUCCCACCACCCGAGCCCAGCCAGGCGGAGCAGAGCCGAGCACCCUCGAGCCGGCUGCCGUCAGCAGCGCGGCGGGGGCUGGGGAACCUAUGAUGAAAGCCGACGCUGACCAGGCCACCGAUGGCCCCAAACUGCUCCUGUACUAUAUCCUGGGCAGCGUGGUGGUUAUCCUGCUGCUGAUGGCUUUUGCCCUGGGCUUGCUCAUCUAUAGGAAGAGGAAAGCCAAGGAGGAAAAGAAGAAAGCCAAGAAGAGUACCACAGACAACUACUGCUGGGUGCUUGAGCAGGCAGAGAAAAAAGCAGUAGACAAUGACUACAGCAGGAGCCAAUCUCUACAACCUCCUGUAACCUGUGUGGCUUGGACUGGACUGGAAAGGGAUCAGACGUAGCGUGUGAGUGAAAGAGAAUAACAUCAUUGGAAUGAACCAAGUAAAGAGUGAUAUUGAUUUUUUCCCCUGCAGGGAAUUCCAGAAGCUAACUGUUGUGAUUCUGUUUUGUGGU
This is a messenger RNA of Mauremys mutica (yellowpond turtle), 2068 nucleotides long. It is a transcript of the gene CD93, whose product is annotated as CD93 molecule. The transcript has 2 exons. NCBI's taxonomy places the organism in Eukaryota, Metazoa, Chordata, Testudines, Geoemydidae. The record is from RefSeq and is a predicted model, not a curated record. Gene Ontology annotation, molecular function: extracellular matrix protein binding; extracellular matrix binding; calcium ion binding. Bases 1 to 1956 code for a protein of 651 amino acids. Gene Ontology annotation, biological process: cell migration. Gene Ontology annotation, cellular component: external side of plasma membrane; extracellular matrix.